Messenger RNA from Nannospalax galili (Upper Galilee mountains blind mole rat), 1059 nucleotides. It is a transcript of the gene Kir3dl3, whose product is annotated as killer cell immunoglobulin like receptor, three Ig domains and long cytoplasmic tail 3. NCBI's taxonomy places the organism in Eukaryota, Metazoa, Chordata, Mammalia, Rodentia, Spalacidae. The coding region runs from base 1 to 1059 and encodes 352 amino acids. The record is from RefSeq and is a predicted model, not a curated record. The transcript has 6 exons.
AUGGCAGCCCUGACCCUGGAGAAAGCAGUGCACCUGUCAACCACCGAGAGACUGACCUGGCGUCGCAGACCACAAAAACGACCAGCUCCAACAGUGCCAAUAACCUGGGAUGACCUUGAGUAUCUCACUUCACAACCUGGCUUCUGUGGGUGGUGGGCACUGGUGCCUGGAUUUAUCUUCACUGACCAGGCUUUUGGUCAUCAUGAGUCUUUCUCCUCAGGGUUCUUCUUGUUCCAGAGGACCUGGGCACAACUGGGGGAUUCUGACAAGCCCACACUGACUGCCUGGCCAAGUCUCAUGGUUUCCAUUGGAGACACUGUGACUCUUCAGUGUCAAUCUCAACUUGGGUUUGAAAUAUUCCGUCUGUUCAAGGAAGACGGAGCCCACAUUUCUGAGUCCCACAGCAUCAUAUUCCAGCACAGCUUUGACAUGGGCCCUGUGACUCCAGCACAUGCGGGGACCUACAGAUGUCAAGGGUUUUACUCUAACUCCCCUUAUGGAUUGUCAUCACCCAGUGACCCCCUGAAGAUCAUAGUCACAGGACUGUACAGCAAGCCCUCCCUCUCGGCCCUACCAGCUGCCCCAGUGAAAUCAGGAGGGAUGAUGACAUUGCAGUGUUGUUCAGAGACUGUGUUUGAGGUCUUCCUUCUGGUUCUGCACAGACAGGGGGUAAACAAGGAGGACUUCCUGCUUGUUUUGGGGGAGCCUUAUGAUGGGUGCUCUCAGGUCAACAUCUCCAGAGCUCCUGUGACUGCUGCACAUGCUGGGACCUACAGAUGCUAUGGCUCUUUCAGUCACCAGCCCUACGUGUGGUCAGAUCCCAGUGACCCCCUGGACAUGGUGGUCACAGGUCCUGAUGACACGAGCUCUUCCCACCCUUUGACUUUCACCCUAGGCAUCAGCUCCACCCAUCCCUUGAAUUUCACUCCAGGUACUGUUUUCCAGGAUUACACCUUGGGAAAUUCCAUCAGGAUGGGCGUGGCAGGACUGCUUGUCCUGACUCUGUUGAUGAUGCUGGCUGAGGCCUGGUGGAACCCUGGGGGACACAGGUUGAGAUGA